Cyclopterus lumpus (lumpfish) is the source of this 5375-nucleotide messenger RNA. Its product is annotated as kinesin-like protein KIF27. Lineage: Eukaryota; Metazoa; Chordata; Actinopteri; Perciformes; Cyclopteridae. Gene Ontology annotation, molecular function: ATP binding; microtubule binding; microtubule motor activity. The transcript is spliced from 15 exons. The record is from RefSeq and is a predicted model, not a curated record. Bases 261 to 4196 code for a protein of 1311 amino acids. Gene Ontology annotation, biological process: mitotic spindle organization; microtubule-based movement.
GAAGACUCCUGAACUCGUUCCUCUCUCCACGAAGAAGACUCUUGGAGCCUCUGCUGCACCGCGGAGGCGGUUUCCAGGGCAACCGAGGAGCGACAACAAACGGGAGACGGGGCAAAGUUAACAACUCAUCCCGUGUUACCACAGCAACAACACACCACAAGGAAAAUACCUGUCGGUACGUUUGUUUGGUCCAAUGUUGCGUCAGCUUGUUGGCUCACGAUCAUUUUAGGAGUUUAGGAGUAAAAACGGUUUUCACCGCCAUGGCCGACGUCUGCGUCCGGGUGGCGCUCCGGGUCCGUCCCCUGCUCCCCAAAGAAGUCCUCCACAACCACCAGGUGUGUGUGCGCGUGGUGCCGGGCUCCGCACAGGUGAUGCUCGGCCUCGACCGACUCUUCUCCUUCGACCACGCGUUUGGACCGACGGACAACCAGGAUGAGGUGUACGAAUCCUGCGUCCAGCCCCUGGUGGGGUCCCUGGUCCGCGGCUGCAAUGCCACCGUCUUCUGUUACGGACAGACGGGCUCGGGGAAAACAUACACACUCGGAGGGGGGAACCGGGAUGAAGAGGGAGGAAUUAUUGACUGCGUGGCCGAUGAUUUGUUCUCGUUGCUGGGGGAGAAGAGGAAGAGCGGGGAUGUCGUGGAAGCCACUGUGCGGGUGUCAUAUAUGGAGCUGUACACGGAGGUACUACGAGACCUGCUCGACCUGCACGCCAUUCAUAAAGAGCUUCAUAUCAGAGAGGAUGAAAGGGGAAACACAGUGGUGGUGGGAGCCAAAGAGGUGGUCGUCACCUCGGCAGAGGAGCUACUAAGUGUUCUUGAGACAGGCAAUGCCCUGCGUCACACCGGCACCACAGGGAUGAACGAGCACUCCAGUCGCUCUCACGCCAUCCUCACCCUUCAGCUCAUCCAGUGUUGCCACAGCAACGACUCCUCCUUGCAAUCGGUGCGCUCUUCCAAACUCUGUCUGGUUGACCUAGCGGGCUCCGAACGUGCUGGAAAGACUGGAAACACCGGAACACGUCUCAAGGAGUCGGUCCAUAUCAACACGGGCCUGCUCGCUCUGGGCAACGUCAUCCGCGCCCUCUCGGACCCUGGUCGAAAUCGACGCGGUAACAACUGCAACAGUGCACACAUACCGUACCGCGACGCCAAGAUCACCCGUCUCCUCCGUGAUUCAUUGGGAGGCACCGCCCACACGCUGAUGGUGGCAUGUGUAAGCCCCUCUCACCACAGUGUCGCUGAGACUCUGAGUGUCUUGCAGUUUGCAUCCAAGGCCCGUCACAUUCAUAACCGUGCUGGGGCCACAUCUACUCAUACAGAGGUUAAAACGUGUCCUCCAACCUGGGACCCUGCUGAGGCUCGACUGGGCGAGCUUGAGUAUGAAGUACAAACACUGAGGGAGCUACUGAAAGAGAAGGAGAGAGAGAUGGAACGGGAGAAGACCGAUAGAGGAGCUGAAGAGGGGGACAGCAUCAAACAGCCGAGAGUGGUUCGGACAUCUGGUCCAGAUAAGAAGGUGAACCAAGAGGAGCCGUCACAGUACCGUCUCCUGGCACAGGAAGCUGCUGCCCUGCUUGCAGACGUGCUGAACCCCACUUCAAGUCAUUCUUUCAGGCAGCGGCUGCAGGAUUGGCAGGAGAGACUAACGGCUGUCAAUCACUCGCGUCAAGCUGAUGAGAAGGACUGUUCAGUGGAGGAGGGUGGGGAUCAACCCCACCACGUCACCAUAUUAAAGCUCAGAGAAAAACUCAGCAAAUGCAAGGAAGAUCUCGCCAGAGAGGAACAGCUAUCGGAGCAGAAAGAUGCCGAGCUGAGACACGUUCAAAAAGAAGUAGAGAAACUUCUUCAAGAGAGUAAAACCCACCUUCAGGCUUUGGAGGAAGAAAAGGAGCGUACUCGUAUGCAGACCGAACAACUCGUGGACCAGCAGAUCCUCAUCAAACAUCUUCGAAGCGAACUUGUGACCUUUAGGGAUGCAACCUCAAGGGCCAUCAUGGAAACAGGGCCUUCUGGGAACUCAGACAAGAGACCCCACAGUGUCCCUCUGAUCAGCCACAGCUGUGGACACGGACCUCCCAGGAGGAUUCACUCCAGUCCGCCAGCCUAUUCACUGGAGAGGGUGAUGGCAGCCUUUAAGAUGCGCAGUCAUCUCCUGCUGGCUGAGAUCGAGGAGAAGGACGAGGUGCACUGCCCAUUCAUAAAACAACAAGCAGAGAGCAAAGAUGGCAAUCAAACAAAAGAGGAGGAGGAGGAGGAGGAUGAUAUCUUCAUGGGAAAAAUUGGAUCUAGGCGCUCUUUAAACCGGACAUGGACCAGCCGGCAGAAGAAAUCCGCUGUGAAAGAGAAUAACUCUGGACUAAACCAAACAUCGAAUGGAAAUCCGUUUGCACAACAGCCCCAGCGAGCCGCAGGGCCCGAGGGAAACCACGCACGGCAAAACCAUAUGAGGAAGGCGAGACUUCGAGCCAGCGUUACUCAGAGAAAGAUCCAAGAUCUGUCCGUCAACAUGCGCAUGAAAGAGGAGCUCAUCAAAGAGCUUGACAAAACUGACAAGGAGACCCAAGCAGCGGACAGACAUGGAAGGCACCGCGGUGAUGGCAGAGAAGCCGGCGCGUUGGCCAGCCUUUCCCUGCAGAGCCAGCAGGUCCGAGCGGAGAUGUUCCGCAGCCUGCAGCACAUGAGACUGCAGAGAGGAAAGCUUCAAAGCAGCCUCAGGCAGCAGAGAGAGACCGACACGAGCCAAGAACGGGACCAAAACGGGGAGCAAAGGGCAGGAGUUUUGACGGUAUGCGAAAGGGAGUUAAAGGAAAAGCCGCUCGACUGCGUUUGGCUGGAGGAGGAGGAGGAGCGGGUGUUUCAGAAGAGAGUCGAGCUGCAGGAGCUGGAGGAGGAGCUCAGGAGGAGAGAGGAGGUGCUCCUGCGCAGAGAGGCCUGUCUGCAACAGAAAAGCAAACUGGAGGUCAAAAUGCUCCGCUGCAGUCAGGCUCUGAGUCAGGACCUGCUGCGUGUGUCGGUGCAGUUGGAGACCCUGGAGGAGCAGCUGCAGAGCAGCAGCGGUUUGAGGCGGACUGGAGGAGUCACCAUGGAGGAGCUGGAGAAGGAGAGAGACACGCUUACCAAGAGGAGGGACACUCUGGACCUCCAGCUGAAGGACAACAGAGUGCUCACUGAGGAGGAGGAGCAUUCCCUGCUUCAGCUGGAGGAAGCCAUUGAAGCUCUGGACGCAGCUCUGGAGUUUAAAAACCACGCCAUCGAGGACCAACAAAAGAAGUUGUCAAUCACAGACUCAUCUUCGCGACAGCCGCAAAGCACUGAACCCGCCCAACUCUAUGAUGUCAUCGGGAAGCUGAAGGGGCUCUCACCACCUGAGGCUACAGAGCUGCUCGUCAAAUAUUUCAACAAGGUUGUUUGUCUUCGCGAGGAGGAGCGCCGUUUGCGUUUGCGUUGCGAAGAGCUCGAGCUUCACACCGGAGAGCAAGAGGUGGUGCUGAGGGAGAUGGAGGUCGCCAUGCAGCGGCUGGCCCUAGAUGCAGACCGCAGGUUCACCCAGCAGCACCAUGACCACCAGAACAACAUCCAGCUACUGCUGCAGAAACUCAAAGAGGGUGGUUCAGGAGAGGCCCAGCAGGCUCUCGAAGACAGACUGCAGCAUCUGGAGAAAGAGCUGUUUUUUUAUAAAAGCUCCAGUCGGCUGCUUAAAAAGAAACUCAAAGAGCUCGUCAGCGACUCCCUUCAUCCCGAUCAGCCCUCACACACACAAAAACACGACGUGCUGAUUCACGCAAGUGCAAAGGAACCCCAGACGCACAGUGAUGAGGCACAGAGGAGGACACGUAUUGCAACAACACACACAAAGAUGCCCGCUGAGCACGACUCUCACAUGAGGAAACAUGCACACCAAACAUCUCGUCCCUCCUUGUCUUCUGACCCACAAGCACGUAAAGCGGCAACAAGGCCCGAAUACAACCAGGCGCACACACAGUCCCAGGGGGGGGGUGAGAGGAGGGCGGGUCACUCCGGGGACGGUUUACAGAUGACACCAGUCCGUUUAUGUCUCAGAGAGCUGAGACAGAUCCCUCCAGCUGACCUGCAGGUCUGUAGUUCUGCCACAAGGAGGCGACAGUGUGUUGUGGAUACCAGCACUGAGUCAAUGCUAGAGGACUCCAUAGAAGUACCCAGAAACACUGACAGAUGAUGUUAUCGUGGUUCCUAUGAGUCACUUGGUAGCAGCAGUGUGUACAUCAGAUUACAGCUUGGGUGCUAGUAAACAAAGGAAAAAAUGUGUCAUGAAUAACCAAUCACAAGUAUAAGCCUUGUGAAAAAGUUCCAUGUAUUGUUUGUUGGAAAAUACUUAAUUUAUGGGCUUUGUAGGGUUAUGAGGUCAGUGAGCCCUAUGCCGUUUAUAUAAUCAAAAUACUGGUGUUUAUUUAAUGCCUGUCCAUAUUCGCAAUAUGCUAACGAAUAAGAUGCAUCUAAGUUAAGUUGAACAGGUUUGGUUCUCACUGUCAAGGUAAUACCACAAAAUAGUGAAACCACGAAAACUGACACCCGCAGAGUUUGUGUCCGGAGGAGAAGAACGUGUCUGACAUGUGGGCAAUAUGGAAGUGUCAUUACUGUGAACCAGUUCAGUCUCUUGUCAUAGCACUGUCCUCCUAUUUAUCCGUCUUCCUUGGUGGUCACAGAUUUGCCAGAUCCCGGCAAUGCUGAAUGUUGCAGAGUUAAGCCAUUCAAUAAGGGAUGAAAGGCCAGCGUUGUCAUGACAACAUAAUGGCCUUCUUGGCAGUUUUUUGCACUUGAAAAUUGAGGGAAACUUGCCAUUUUGAGAUUAGAGACUUUUAUCUCAGCUCUUGCUAUAUCCAAACACAGCACGUUACAUUUUCCAUUAGAUAAAGACAGAAAACAAGUUGUACAACUGUAUGUAGAUUGUGUGAAUGACCUUUAAUGCAAAAAGCAGCACUUUUUAAUAUUAUCAUAAAAAUAGUAGCUCCCCUUACGGUUAUCAAUAACUGCAUCCACUAAAUGGGUUAUACCUUUUUGCAAAUAGUUAAAAAGAUAAAACAUGUUCAUCGACUUUUAAAAAUCAAAUAUUGUUUUGUGAAGAAAAGUUAUUUGUCUUUCACAUUUCAUUUCCAGCACUGUUUCAGACUUAAGAAGUCUGACCACUACUAGAUGCAAAGCCUUUUGCACAGUUUUUUUUAAUGAUUUAUGAUUUUUUUUGUAUACAAACGUGUUCUAUCUGUGUGCACUCUGUGCUAUUAGUUAUAUGCAGUGUAAUAUGUUUUAUAUGGUUGACUCUUAUUACAGUGAAAUGUAUUAAACAUACGUAUAUGCAUAUCUCAUUGUCAUGCCUUUAUUGUGGGCUCAUCCCCUCAAC